Messenger RNA from Arabis nemorensis, 1599 nucleotides. Lineage: Eukaryota; Viridiplantae; Streptophyta; Magnoliopsida; Brassicales; Brassicaceae. The record is from the annotation of a GenBank genome assembly.
AUGUCUUUGAGACCUAACGCUAGGACUGAGGUUCGUCGGAACCGUUACAAGGUUGCGGUGGACGCCGAUGAAGGACGACGGAGAAGAGAAGAUAACAUGGUUGAGAUCCGUAAAAACAAACGGGAAGAAAGCUUACAGAAGAAACGUCGCGAAGGUCUUCAAGCUACACAACAACCUCAAUUCGCUCCUUCUUCUCUUCCUGCUGCUUCAUCCGUCGAGAAAAAGUUGGAGAGUUUGCCUGCCAUGGUUGGUGGAGUUUGGUCAGAUGAUAGAAACUUACAGCUUGAAGCAACUACUCAGUUCCGGAAACUGCUUUCUAUUGAACGUAGUCCUCCAAUUGAGGAAGUGAUUGAUGCUGGUGUUGUACCUCGUUUUGUUGAAUUUCUCAUGAGGGAGGAUUAUCCACAGCUUCAGUUUGAGGCUGCUUGGGCAUUGACGAACAUUGCUUCUGGGACUUCAGAGAAUACAAAGGUGGUCAUUGAACAUGGUGCUGUUCCGAUUUUUGUCAAACUGUUGGCUUCUCCUAGUGAUGAUGUUCGUGAGCAGGCUGUUUGGGCGUUAGGGAAUGUUGCUGGUGAUUCUCCACGGUGCAGAGAUCUUGUUCUAAGUCAGGGAGCUUUGUUACCGUUGCUCUCUCAGUUGAAUGAGCAUGCUAAACUCUCAAUGCUGAGAAAUGCUACUUGGACUCUCUCAAAUUUCUGCAGGGGAAAGCCGCAGCCUCCUUUUAACCUGGUCUCUCCGGCACUUCCAGCCCUUGAACGUCUGAUUCAUUCGACUGAUGAGGAAGUGUUAACGGAUGCUUGUUGGGCCCUCUCUUAUCUUUCCGAUGGCACAAAUGAUAAGAUCGAAGCUGUCAUUCAGGCAGGUGUUGUUCCUCGACUCAUCGAGCUUCUCCAGCAUCCGUCACCAUCUGUGCUUAUUCCUGCGCUUCGUAGUAUUGGUAACAUUGUCACUGGAGAUGAUAAUCAAACACAGUGUGUAAUUAGUCAUGGUGCACUCCUUAGCCUUUUGAACCUUCUGACUCACAACCAUAAGAAGAGCAUUAAAAAGGAAGCUUGCUGGACAAUCUCAAAUAUCACUGCUGGAAACAGGGACCAGAUUCAGGCUGUAUGCGAAGCUGGUUUAAUUUGCCCCCUCGUCAAUCUGCUUCAAAAUGCAGAGUUUGAUAUAAAGAAAGAAGCUGCAUGGGCAGUAUCAAAUGCCACUUCGGGUGGUUCUCCUGACCAAAUCAAGUACAUGGUGGAACAAGGAGUCGUGAAACCACUGUGUGAUCUUUUGGUGUGCCCUGAUCCAAGGAUUAUCACCGUGUGUCUAGAAGGAUUGGAGAACAUUCUGAAAGUUGGGGAAGCUGAAAAGGUCACGGGAAACACUGGGGAUGUAAACUUCUAUGCACAGUUAAUCGACGAUGCUGAGGGAUUAGAAAAGAUUGAGAAUCUGCAGAGUCACGACAACAGCGAAAUCUACGAGAAGGCAGUGAAGAUUCUCGAAACAUACUGGUUGGAAGAGGAAGAUGAGACUUUACCACCCGGUGAUGCUCAGGGCUUCCAGUUCGGAGGUAAUGAUGCACCCGUACCACCUGGUGGAUUCAACUUCAAGUGA